CCUCGCGGCUCUCUGUAGAACUUGUCGCCUCUUCCAUGAGCCUGCUCUCGACGUGCUGUAUAAGUCGCUGGAAAGUCUUCGCCCAUUGCUUUUCUGCAUCCCUGAAAUCGUUACCAUCGGAAAUAAGAUUACUAUGUUCAAAGAGCUACGCCUUUCAGACUGGCAGCGAAUGCAGUACUACGCCAAAAGAGUUCAUUCGCUCAGGGUCAAUGACCAAGAAGAGGUAGUCAUCGACAAGACCAUCCUACAUGCACUAGCUACUUCACCCUUCGCACCCCCAAUGUUUACUCAUCUCAGACGGCUUUGGUGGUCAAAUAGUUCUGCAGAUGCUUUACCACUCCUGUGCUCUCUAGUCAACGCCAGAUUGGAAUGGCUUAUUUUGCACGAUUUGGAUCCAGAGCUUCUUCCGCGUGUUGUCCCCCACAUCAUCUCCAGCAACUCUCUCCACGUCGCGUGUUUCCCCGAGAAAUAUAGUAUGAGGCACAUACGUCCUAACGUGUUCCAGAGUUGGCGCAACUUACAGAAUCUUGUCUGCGGUCUAGUCAAUGAUGCAACGCUCUAUCAUCUCGCAACAUCUUCUAAGCUUACGCAUCUCACCAUUCAAGUCGACGAGAAGAACGACUACAGUGCCCUCAUGAAACUGGCCGGCCAACCAGUGUUUGCCACCCUUGAGGGGCUCGACAUCACCGCGACUCAUACCUUGCACUGCAUCCCUAUUCUUGAAAUCGCAGAGCUACCAUCGCUACGCUCCCUCCGUAUUCAUUCGACAGAAACGGGCUUAACAGAUGUUGAGCUGCAUCAGUGUUUCCGUCUAAUCUCAUGUCACUGUCCAAAUCUUAGGCAUUUACGGAUGAAAGAUCUGCAGGUAUCCCCACCGAAAUUCCCUGUUGGCUACAUCAUCACGUUUGAUAUCCUGAAGACGCUCUUCUCCCUGCGCUAUAUGGAGGGACUACAUCUCGACACAACUUGCACGUUUUCCCUCGAUGACAAUGAGCUUGCGCAGCUGGCUGGCACGUGGCUGAAACUGCGUGCACUUGAACUGGGGACUGAGAAUGGCUGGCGGCAACCAAGCAAAAUUACUCUGCAAGGUUUUGCAGAGUUGUUGCGGCGUUGCCCAGUGCUAUUGAUAGUCGGUCUUGCUAUGAACGCCUGGGCACCGGAUAUCGACCAUCGACGACCUGGAGGAGGGAUCCGCAGAAACGGUCUGGAAGUCCUACGAGUGGCUGAUUCCAAGGUUACGGACCCAUUGUCCGUCGCAGCGUUCUUGUCGGAUGUUGCACCGAACGCUGAGAUAACGGGCUACGAGGUCGGGUUUGAGAUCGGGUUUGACAUGUAUGGAACGUUCAACACUCGGAUGUUGUAUCGGGAGAGAUGGGAGGAGGUUUCCAUGUUGCACCCUCUGCUUGUCAACUUGAGGAGACAAGAAGCAGUAGGUUCGGAAUCGAAUGAGUACUCUAGAGACUGUGAGUAGGAGUGAAACAUCACUAGACCUGUGAUAGCUUGCAAGUGACGCAGUCCAUGGAGCAAUGAUGUUACGUUUGUCACCUUUUUACAUACACAUAUGGAACCUAGCCUUGGAGCUUGACGUUGGACAAGAGUUUGUGUCCCAAUGCUCGGUGCUGAGGUUAAACGAACCUGACACGAAAAUGAUGCCUCUGUUAUGCUGGUAAAUUUAAGAAUGUCACACGUAGAGCGUGCGCUGACUUUUAACGUUGACGCUCGAAGUUUUCCAGGGGGCUGAGGUGGAGCCUUCUGAUCAGUGUCAGUGGAAAGGACCGAGGCGGCAUGUCCCUCAAAGAAGCAGCGAUAUGAGCAAAUCAGAGCAAUUUAAACUUAGCUUCAACUUU
Suillus discolor is the source of this 1847-nucleotide messenger RNA. RefSeq lists its product as uncharacterized. Lineage: Eukaryota; Fungi; Basidiomycota; Agaricomycetes; Boletales; Suillaceae. The record is from RefSeq and is a predicted model, not a curated record. The transcript has 2 exons. Bases 134 to 1471 code for a protein of 445 amino acids.